This is a messenger RNA of Spodoptera litura, 1795 nucleotides long. RefSeq names its product bZIP transcription factor crc (gene crc). Gene Ontology annotation, cellular component: nucleus. Gene Ontology annotation, biological process: regulation of transcription by RNA polymerase II. Gene Ontology annotation, molecular function: RNA polymerase II transcription regulatory region sequence-specific DNA binding; DNA-binding transcription activator activity, RNA polymerase II-specific. NCBI's taxonomy places the organism in Eukaryota, Metazoa, Arthropoda, Insecta, Lepidoptera, Noctuidae. The record is from RefSeq and is a predicted model, not a curated record.
AACCUCUGCCCCUCUUUCUCUAUUACUCAUCAAUGGCUCAAGACUAGUAGACGUGUUUAAUUGUUUUCCCUCUGCUAUAAUUGCGUUCAAGAUGGGUUACUAGUGCCUAAAGUUUGCACACCUGCGUGUGCCUUCACACGAAAUAUAAAAAUGUUUGCCACCAUGGCGCCCUCACCGGACAGCUUUGUCCUUCGUCAACAACAACCACCUUUAUCACCCUUGGACGCUGAUCUCCUUGCACUCAGUUUUAAAUCUGUGAGUUUGCAACGCUCCCACAAUGAGUGCGAGUUCCAGGGAUCAGUUGCCGGCUUCGGCCGGCGCCCUUCUCUCUACUGAAGAGUGCUUCAUUCUGCUCGAUGUUGACAUCGAACAACUUUUAAACAACAACGAUGAUUUGCUUAAAACCUUCCCAAGCGCUGCACCGAAGACCGAGUACGACAGCUACCAUCUUCACGACGACCUGUCGACCAGCUUGUACCCUCCGUCUCCCCCGGAGAUCAAGCCCAGUCGCGCUGAGCUUGCCAACGAUCUUCUGCAGCAGCUAGACAACAACUGCAAACAAGAGAACAUCUUCUCCAACUGGCUAGAAGAGAAAUCGGAGCUCCCCAUUUUUGAAAAUAUCUCGCAAGUUCCGGAGCGCGUAGAGCCACCAAUUCCCGUGUCUCUGCCCAUUGCGCCGACUUACUCCGCGCCCCAGCCUACUGAAGACCUCCUUAGGGAAUUCGAAACGGUAUAUGGCGCCGUUGAGCUGACUCAUUUGACUCCACCUCAGAGUCCCCCCGGUCCUGCGACUCAACUGCUGCUAAGUUAUGCCCAACAAGCACAAUGCACUACGUUUGCCCCCGCAUUGCCCCUCGUGCCACCACAAGAACAGUGGCCGGUGAUGCCCGCGCCCGUGCAUGUGCCGGACUCUGUGCCGCACUACGACUGCGGGUACGAGGACGUCGAGGAGCUCGUCCGUCACCGCGCCGCUCAGCUCGCCUCCCCGCAACACUCGGGCGGCAGCGCUAGCGUUUCUCCUCAAUCGUCGCCGCCAUCAUCACCGCGGUCUUCCUGCACCGACGAUGAGUGGUCGUCUUCAUCCCGACCCAAACCCUACUCGCGCCCGUCUGACGACCGUCGCUCCCGCAAGAAGGAGCAAAAUAAAAACGCGGCGACGCGUUACCGUCAGAAGAAGAAGGCUGAAAUUGAAGACCUUCUUAACGAAGAACAACAGAUGCGUGAGCGGAACUCGAAACUCAGCGACAAAUGUUCCGACUUGCAGCGCGAAAUUCGUUACCUUAAAGGGUUAAUGCGCGACCUUUACAAGGCCAAAGGCCUUAUCAAAUAAAUCACCACCACCGCCACCUCCAGAGACCGGAUUACUGUCAAUAUGGCGCGACAGAGAAGCGCGCAUUGUGAACAAAGUUCAAAAAGAAGUUAUGGGAGUUUCGCAUAGUUUUGAUGAUAAUUAAUAUUAAGAUAAUAAUAUAGAUAUUACUUGUAUCUCAUAUAAGCAAAUCUAAACUCAUCGAGCAGAAAGAAACAUUUAUCAUUAGAAGGGACACAAAUAACACCAUCAGAGAAACAGGUGGCGCCCUUUCUCAUCUUUCAUUAUUUUAUCAUUUCAUCUUAGAGGAUAGGUCGCAUUCAUUGUAAUGAAAAUAUGAAUUCCAUAUCGUGUCUAUGACACAUACAUAUUUUUGUAUAACACCAUAUUUUAAAUCAACUUCAAUCACUGUAUUUUAUUGUCAUCUUAUGAAUUUUUGAUGUUUUAUGUUUUCUUACAAUAAAUGGAAUGCGACGGCGGAUAAAA